This is a messenger RNA of Nicrophorus vespilloides, 3361 nucleotides long. RefSeq lists its product as uncharacterized. Bases 204 to 3296 code for a protein of 1030 amino acids. Gene Ontology annotation, biological process: regulation of transcription by RNA polymerase II. NCBI's taxonomy places the organism in Eukaryota, Metazoa, Arthropoda, Insecta, Coleoptera, Silphidae. Gene Ontology annotation, cellular component: NSL complex. The record is from RefSeq and is a predicted model, not a curated record. The transcript is spliced from 6 exons. Gene Ontology annotation, molecular function: DNA binding.
UGGCAAUGGAUGUGCAAAACAAUAAGGCGGCGUAAUAAUAGGAUCUUUUAUUGAAAAAGUAAAUACCGGCAAUAAUUUGUGUAUUAUUAGUACUUCCGCGUUGUUCGAUGUUAUGAAAUAGUGUUGUUUAUAGGGAGUGCAGUGAUUGUGAGUGCUGGAAUAUUGACCGAAGGUGGCAGUUUUGAAUUGUUCAAUAGUAUUAAAUGGGCCGCAAGUGCAGCGUUAAAGGUUGUUUGUCGGAUUCGCAACGCCGCGAAGAUUUGGGGGUUACAUUUCACAGGGUACCACUUCACCCCGAUAUAAGACCCAAAUGGUUCCUAUUAUGUCAAAUACCGGAAGAAAAGAAGGUCGCCUACGUCUGCUCGAGACACUUCUUGAGAGCGGACUUUUGUAAUUUCAAAGGAAAAAAGUACAUGCUGCGACAGGGCGCUCUUCCAAGCAUAUUCCCAUGGAACAAACCCAAGCCUAAACCUAUACCAUUGCUAGUAACGAAACUGCUUUCUGAAGAAAAUGAAAGUACCAGUACUGAGCACACAGAGGACACCAAUGAAAGCAUACCAGAAGAGAACAAAGAAGUAGAUCUAGAGAAAGAAGAAGCAGAAGAUAUGAAACCUGAUGCAUCGACUGCUGCAGAGACUGCAAAGGAAACCAACAUCAUGCAAACUGUAGAGGACACUGUAGAAAUUAAACAAGAAAUAUUGAACACCAACUCGGCUAUUGAGCAGAAGAUCACUGUAAAAACAUCCACUGGCUCAUUGACAUUUGCUCCAAAUGCCCGCAUUGAGGCCCUUGACUUUAAUCAAACUUGGAGCCCAGCCACAAUCAUAGAGGUUGACUAUGUGGAAAAUGAAGUGCUGGUCCACUUUGAUUCCUAUAGCAACAAGUAUGAUGAGUGGAUUGGCAUCAACAGCUCUUCAAUCAGGGCCCUUAAUGAUGAGCCACAGACCAAAGCUCAGGUGUUCAAUGUCAGUGAAAGAUGUAUGGCAUGCUGGAAUGAUGGAAAAAAAUUCAGUGCAACAAUAACAAAAAAGUUUGAUGACAAUACCUAUGAUGUUCUAUUCGAUGAUGGGUAUUCAAGAGUGUUGAAGGGCCACAAAAUAUCAAAAUGUUUAUCCCAGCCCUUGCAUCAGAGUCCCUUGUUUGAACCUGCAAAGGGCACCAAGGAGGAGCGAAGGAAUAGAAACAGAAAAAUUAAUGUUGCAAAUUUAUUCAAGAAAAGAACCAGAACUUCCAGCCAAGAAUCAAACGAGGAAUCAUUAGGAGCCAUGGAUGCCAGAGAACAUGAUAAGAAUGAUAUGUGGAUACCAAGUUGGAGUAAUGGAAAACCAGUGGGAAUAGAAUCUCAAUUGUCUAUGCUAGAUGGAUUCAGACCUUCCGUGAUUGUACCUGACCCAAAGUUACCACCAAAAUGGGAAAAGCAUCUGGUCCAAAGGAUGUAUGGUAUGUCUGCGGGCAAAUGGACAAGCAUUAUUUUAUCGCCUGAUGGUAAAAGGUUGAGAUUUAAAGCGGAUGUUGUCAAGUACUUGGAAGAGAAUCCUCACUUAAAUUUGAAGGAAACCAUGUUUGAUUUUGUAAUAUCCAAGAAAGGCAAAAAAAGGAAAUUAACAGACUCAUCUGCAAAUAGUCAUUCAGCUGCAAGCACUACAACCACGCCAACUAUAGCUUCAUCACAUGCUACAACUCCUUCUACCGCACAAACACCAGCAUCACCAAAAUCGCCUCACACGGAAGAAACUCCUGAAAAGAUUAAGAAACCUUUGGUACAAAUACUCUACGAAAAUGGUGCUUAUUUGUGCCCAAUCGAUGGGUGCGGCAAGAAUUUUAGACGCGAAAACUUGGCUUUGAUGCAUGUUAAGCAUUACCAUCCAAAAUACUCGAAGUUCUUGGAUUCUACGCCGAACGUUGCGGACUUGGCAUAUGCCAGAACCGUUGGCGAGAGUUUAGACAGGUCACCUAUUUCGGAGAAAUCAUAUAAAGUUACAAAAUCUAGGAUAUCGACACCAAAAAUCAAGCAAGAAUCAUUGACAGAUGAAUCUGUUAAGGAUACAGAAAUUAUUAAAUUACUUACUAGUAAGCCGUUUGAAACGGCUGAAAGUGUAGAGACAAGUUCGAAUGAUUCGCAGGUGCCGCCAAUUAAUGGAACACCAAUCACGAACUAUCAAGAAAUAAAAUUGAAAGAUCUUUUGGUGAAAUCAGAUGAUAUUGAUUGUAACAAACCUGCUGGUGCAAUUUCUGGCAAAACGGCUGGAAUAAAGACAUUAUUGCCUGUAAAGAAGGAGGAUCCACGGAAAGAAACUCCACGUAGAAAGCGAAUUUCUGAAUCGGUGGAUUCGCCAAUGAUGAUGAUGAAAGAGGUCAAAUUGGAAGAACCUUUAGAGGUUCACCCUUCACAGCAACCACCUCCUCCGGAUAAUAAUAUUAUUAUCGAAGGCGGAGAAGUCAUCAAGAUUGUCCGCAUGAAACAGGAAGAAAUUAUUAAUUGUACUUGCGGUAUAACUGAGGAAGAUGGACUGAUGAUUCAGUGCGAGUUGUGUUUGUGCUGGCAACAUGCUUACUGCAAUAACAUCCAGAAGGAGAACGAAGUACCGGAGAAGUACAUAUGUUACAUCUGCCAACAUCCGGUUAGGCAACGGACGUCAAAGAAGUACAUGCACGAUCAGGAUUGGCUUAAACAUGGCACCCUGCCAUCGGCAUCCUAUCAUUGCAAAGACGAGGAGAGUCAGAAGGCGACGUUUGAACGACUUAAAACCUCGCACGACUUGAGCGGAGGUUUGCUGGAACUGAAAGACUUCAUGCACUCUCUGAAAUUGAAGAUAAAGAUUGCUGAGAUCAAAAAUCACCCAAAGUUAUAUUUAUGGAGUAAACCAUGGGAUAAGUUACCGCUUCCGGAGAAGGAUUCGGCAAAAAUCAAGGACGAAAAACCAGCGAUGGACUCGGAGUCUUCAAUGUUAAUGUCGCUGCUGAAGUCUCCAAACAAGGACGACCUGAAAACCGAUUUCCCCAAAAUCGACCUGAACUCUUUGAUCGAGAACAAUUUGGAGGCGCUGCAGGGGAUUCCCCAGCCGGAAGCUGCCAUCGAAUCGGCCGACUGCAAGAUCAACUUACUGGAACACAUUGCGCAUUGCCAGAAUCUGAUCGAGGAGAGGCUCAACACGUUCGAAAAGCAAAUUAACGAUCUGGACCCUGCCUCAAUUAACGACAACGACACAGAUUAUACCAGGAUCCGACAUACCACGAACAUGCUUUUGAAAGAUCUUAAUACUCUUAAAGAGUUCUCGCAGAUCACCACGUUUUAAUCACUUAUUUUAAUCGUUGUAUUAUUGAAUAAUCGUUAUAUCAAUUAUAAUCAGUGAAAAUAGAG